AUGUCAUAUGAUCCUAUUGGUAGACUUCUAAAAGUAACUGCAAUAGGAGGUUCUUAAAAAGAAAAACUAAAUCAUGUUCCUAACACAGUUAUAAAUCCCUUGCAACUUACAGGGAAAAAAAUGAAAACUAUUAUAGAGCAGAAUCCUCCUGGAUCUAUUCCUGUACCUUCAAGAGUAAGAUCUGUAACAAUAGAUGUUGUAGGAAAACCAAAAACAUUAUUUAAAGAAGAUAAUGUGGAUUUAUCAAAAGCGAAACGCUCAGUAGAAAGGCAUUUAUCAAAGCCAUUUGGAUAUUCAGAAAAAAUAUUAUCUAAAUCAAAGAAUUAAAGGGAAUCUAGUUAAAAUAUUUAAAAUAAAACAACUUAUCAACAUCCUGAUGUCUGGAAUCAGAGUAUAAAUACAGAAUCUAAAAGAAAGUAGUUUAAUUUAACUAAGGAUCAAACUCUUUAAACUCUCAAGUCAAUGAAUAAAAAGCAGAGAGACGAGUUUAUUUUCAAAUCUCAUAACUAGGCUAAGAUUAUUGAGAACUUUUAUACUUCGUUAAGAAAGGUCUUGAAAAAAAGACAAUAUACUUAACAAUACGGAGAAGAUAUUGAUUAAGAUGUAGAAGAGUCUGAACUUUUAAAUAAGUUAUUUAAUGCUUACACUCGUCUAAGAAAUAUAUAAAUUGGAUAGAGAACUGAUUAAAAAUUUAUUUAUUUAGAAGAACUAAAAGAUUUUUGCUUUACUAUUGGUUUUAACUCUGAUUCAUAGGGAGAAAAUCUAAUUGAGUAGUUCUAUGAGUAAAUAUAUAAUCCAGAACUUCUUUAAGAUGCUAAAAUUAUCAGCAAAAAGCCUUCAUUGCAUUCUUUGAGGACUAUGACUAUUAUUGAAUAGCUUAUUCCUGGACAAGCCUUAGUAAAAAAAUCUGAUAUGGUUUCAAUGAGAGCAAUUAAUUAUAAUUAUAAAAAAUAUUUGCAUGAAAAUUUUGAAAUACUAUAAAAAUUUAGCAGAAAUGCUUCUAAAUAAAUUUUGGUAGAUCUGCUAGCUAAUAUUAAUCCUUGGGUUUAUUAAAAGAAAUUGCUUAAACUUACUCUGUAAAGAUCAUAAGAACUAGAAUAAGAGUUUUUUACAAUACAAAAUUUAUAUGGAAAUGAAUAAAUUAUAAAAUAAGUAAAUAAAAGAAUUAAAGAAAGAGACGAGUAAGUAUAAGAAAAGCUCAUUUUAUCUAAAUUUAUUCAUUAAAUGGUAAGAAAUAAUUUUUUGAAAAUUGAUAGUCUCAAGGAAAAUUUUGUGAAAUAAAUUGUUUCUAAGGCAGAAAAGAUUAGUGUUUUAGAGGAUUUUAUGGUGGGUUUAUUAUAGCAUUUGUUUAGUAGCAUUCAAGGUGCUGAAUCCGUUGAGUCUUAAGAAGAGAUUAGUGAUAGAUAAUCAGAUUGUAGCUAGGAAAAAGAGACUAAUUAAAUAUAAUAAGAAAAUAAAUAGCUGCAUUUGGAAAAAAUAGCUGAUUUCAUUCAUAAUAAUAAAUAUAGAGGUGAUUAAUAUGAUAUUAUUAUAAACUUUUUAGUAAAAAUAAAGAAAUAAGUCAAUGAAAAGAACUAGACAUAAAAUAAUGAGUAUUUAAUGUCAGAAGACAUAACUUGUUUUUGUACAUAAUAUAAAGAAAAGUAAGACUACAAAUAGUCAGUUAUUAAAAAGUAUAUUGAAAAGGCUAAAAAAUUCUAUGAUAAACACCUUGGAGAUGUUGAUAUUAAUGAAGAAAACAGGAAAAAAUUUGAUAGUAAUACGGUUGGAACAUACACUUUGAAAAAGAUGUAAAAAUAUGAUAGUAUAAUAGGGAGCAGGGCAUCAAAAGUAAAUUAAAUAUUGAAUUUAGUUUAAAAAAGAGUUAUAUACGGAGUCGAUUCAGUUUAUUAUGAUGGACCAAUAGAGGAGAAUGAUUUUUUUGAGUAAAUAGUCAGUAUACUUAAUUCUGAAUUGAAAGAUUUUAAAAUAUAAAUGCUUUUUAAUGAAAAUUUUGUCCAUUCUUAUUUUUAAGAUUAUUAAGAAAUGCUAGAAAAAGAAAAACUCAAAGCUAAAGGCUGGGAUGAUGAAAUUUAGUAAGCUUUAUAAUUGUAUUAGCGAGAAUCCUAAAGGUUGCUAAAUGUAGUUUAAUCCUGGAAACCGAAAGAAAAAUAAAAGAAAUCGAAAUAGCAACAAUCUCCACAAGCUAAUAGAAAUUCAAAAGGAUUUGAUGGUAUUAGACAAUCAGCAUAAACAAAAAGCAACCAAUAAAUUAAGUUGUCAGCUUAAUAAUUGAAUAAAUAAUUUUUAUAAGAUUUUAUUGAGAAUGAAGAAAAGGAUCUUGAAAAAAAUAAUGCUGCUAAAUUGGAUUCAUAAAAAUCUUUAUACUCUCAAAAUUUAAAAGAAGCCUAAAAAAAUUAAUAAUAAAAAGUUUAAUAAGAAAAUAAAACUGACUCAACAACAAAGAUUAAAAAAUAAAAUCCAACUUAACAUGUAAUAUAAAGCAAUAUUAAAGAUUAAGUUUAAAAAAGUUCAUUGUAAAAAAUAUAGCAAAUUUAAAGUGAGAGAAAAAAAUCAACAUAAGAAUAAAAUAGUUAAAUAAAACAAAGAUAAUCUGAAAUAAAGUAAUUGUAGCAAAGGUAAUUAAAUGAACAAGAUUAAAUUUAAUAAAUAGAUUAGCAAAAAAAUAAUUUUAAUUAAAAUGAAAAUCUUUCAUUCUUUGAGUUUAUUGACAAUUAAUAUGGAUACAGCGAUGAUAAAAAUAAUAGUUUUCAAAGUAAAUAAGGACAAAAAGGUUCAUAUAUAAAUAAAGAUUCAAGUUAGAAUAAGCUAAAUUCAAUUUAUAAUAAUUAAAAAACAAAUAAUAUUACCAAACCCAAAGACUCAUCUCCUAAUCAUUCUAGUCAUAAUGACCUUAGCACAAUCAACAAGACAAAUUAGGAUAGUAUUAACAAUGACCCACAAAUUUAGAAAACGAACUAAAUGUAUACAGAUCUUUUUAAUAUUCUAAACAGCAUUAAAGAUGAGUUUGAUAUUGUUUGA
Tetrahymena thermophila SB210 is the source of this 3021-nucleotide messenger RNA. RefSeq lists its product as hypothetical. The record is from RefSeq and is a predicted model, not a curated record. NCBI's taxonomy places the organism in Eukaryota, Ciliophora, Oligohymenophorea, Hymenostomatida, Tetrahymenidae. The transcript has 6 exons.